Messenger RNA from Miscanthus lutarioriparius, 2577 nucleotides. Lineage: Eukaryota; Viridiplantae; Streptophyta; Magnoliopsida; Poales; Poaceae. The record is from the annotation of a GenBank genome assembly.
AUGGCGGCGGUGUCCUCGUCCCGUCUCCUCUUCCUCGCUGCAUCGCUGCUCUACUGCGGCUCCACCGUCAUCGUCCCGGUCGCGUCCACCGCCUCAUCGCGGACGCACCACCACCACCACCCCGCCGCCACCCUCCUCCCCAGCAGCGUCACGUCGCCCAACACCACGGUGGCGUUCACCGGCGGCAAGGUGUACACCAAGGUGUGCGACGCCGCGCGGUUCGCGGAGCUGGGCCUGGACAUGGCGUCCUUCCCCUACUGCAACGCGUCGCUGCCGUACGCGGAGCGGGUGCGCGACCUCAUCGGCUGGAUGACGGUGGAGGAGAAGGUGCGCAACCUCGGGGACCUCUCCGCGGGGGCGCCGCGCGUCGGCCUGCCGCCCUACCGCUGGUGGGCCGAGGCGCUGCACGGCGUCGCCAGCACGGGACCCGCCACGCUCUUCGACGACGUCGGCGCCACCAACCACUCCGGCCGUGUCGCCGUCAACAACGCCACCGUCUUCGCCAACGUCAUCAACAGCGCCGCCUCUUUCAACGAGACCCUUUGGAAGGCCAUCGGCCAGGCGGUGUCGACGGAGGCCCGCGCCAUGUACAACCUCGGCAAGGGCGGGCUGACGUACUGGAGCCCCAACAUCAACGUGGUGCGCGACCCGCGGUGGGGGCGUGCGCUGGAGACCCCCGGCGAGGACCCCUACGUGGUGGGCCGGUACGCCGUCAACUUCGUGCGCGGCAUGCAGGACGUGCCGGGCCACGACGCCGGCGACGGCGGCGACCCGUUCUCGCGCCCCAUCAAGACGUCCACCUGCUGCAAGCACUACGCGGCGUACGACCUCGACAACUGGCUCAACCACACGCGCUUCGACUACGACGCCCGCGUGACGGAGCGCGACAUGGCCGAGACCUUCCUCCGCCCCUUCGAGAUGUGCGUCCGGGAGGGCGACGCCAGCAGCGUCAUGUGCUCCUUCAACCUCGUCAACGGGGUCCCCGCCUGCACCGACGCGCGCUUCCUGUCGCAGACCGUCCGCGGCGACUGGGGCCUCCACGGCUACAUCGUCUCCGACUGCGACGCCGUCCAAGUCAUCACCGAGGACGUCCGGUGGCUCAACCUCACCGGCGCCGAGGCCAGCGCCGCCGCCAUCAGGGCCGGCCUCGACCUCGACUGCGGCCAGAGCUGGAAGGUGCGCAAGGACGACGGGAGGAUGGUGGGUGACUUCCUCAGCAACUUCAGCCUGGCCGCCGUUGCGCAGGGCAAGAUCCGCGAGUCCGACAUCGACAACGCGCUCAGGAACCAGUUCAUGACGCUCAUGCGGGUCGGCUACUUCGACAACAUCCCGCAGUACGCGUCGCUCAACGAGACGGACAUCUGCACCGCCGAGCACAAGACCCUCGCCCUCGACGGCGCCAGGCAGGGCAUCGUGCUCCUCAAGAACCACGGCAACCUGCUGCCGUGUUGGACGCCGACAAGAUCCGUGCCGUCGCCAUGCACGGCCCGCACGUCAGGGCGCCGGAAAGAGUCAUGGACGCAGGCUACACAGGCAAGGCCACCGUGCCGGUACGUGACGCCACGCGAGGGCAUCAGCAAGCACGUCAAGAUCUCGCACCACGCCAAGACGACCAUCUACGUCGGCGGCAUCAACCUGCACAUCGAGAUGGAGGGCAACGACAGGGAGGACCUUCUCCUGCCCAAGAACCAGACGGAGGAGGUCCUCCGCGCCGCCGCGGCCUCGCCGAACCCGAUCAUCCUGGUGCUCUUGUCGGGCGGCGGCCUCGACGUGUCCUUCGCGCACAACCACCCCAAGAUCGGCGCCAUCGUCUGGGCCGGAUACCCCGGCGGCGAAGGCGGCACCGCCAUUGCCGACGUGAUAUUCGGAAGAUACAAUCCUGGAGGACGGCUGCCUCUGACGUGGUACAAGAACAAGUACAUCGAGCAGAUCCCCAUGACGUCCAUGGAGCUUCGGCCGGUGACGAAGCACGGGUACCCCGGGCGGACGUACAAGUUCUACUCGGGGCCGGAGGUGCUAUACCCGUUUGGCUACGGCCUGAGCUACACCAAGUUCCUCUACGAGACCAGCUGCAACGGCACCACCGUGAUGAUGCCCGUCGCCGGCGGCCACUGCAAGGGUCUCAGCUACCGCCCCAGCGCGCUGUCCUCCUUCGCCUCGUCUGCGCUGCCGUCCUGCCAGGCGAUCAACGUGGACGGGCAUGCGUGCGAGGAGACCGUGAGCUUCAACGUGAGCGUGGUCAACGGCGGGAGCCGCGACGGCUCCCACGCCGUGCUGGUGUACACCGUCCCGCCGCCCGAGGUCGCGGACGCACCCAUCAAACAGGUGGCCGCGUUCCGGCGGGUGUUCGUGCCGGCGGGGAGCACGGUCACCGAGAAGUUCACGCUGAACGUGUGCCGGGCGUUCGGGAUCGUCGAGCGGACCGCCUACAAAGUCGUGCCGUCGGGCGUCAGCACCGUGCUCGUCCAGAACGGCGACUCGUCGGUGUCCUUCCCUGUCAAGAUCGACUUCUCGGUUUGGUCGUUACUAGCAAAAUUGUCUGUGCAUUGCAACGGGUUAAUAAAAAGCAUAUACUAA